Messenger RNA from Exophiala bonariae, 1206 nucleotides. RefSeq lists its product as uncharacterized. Gene Ontology annotation, biological process: division septum assembly. Gene Ontology annotation, cellular component: division septum. The coding region runs from base 1 to 1206 and encodes 401 amino acids. Lineage: Eukaryota; Fungi; Ascomycota; Eurotiomycetes; Chaetothyriales; Herpotrichiellaceae. The record is from RefSeq and is a predicted model, not a curated record. The transcript is spliced from 3 exons.
AUGACCGCAUUUGUGCGUGUGUCUGGGCGUCCGAACACAAACUUCCUUGUUGGAUACCCAGGCAUCUCUGCUACGCUGCCUCGUAUUGAAGGAACCGUCGAGGUCCGUCCCGGCGUCGGGAUAUCGAGUCCUGUCAAUAUCUCCAUCGUCACAAUCGCUCUCCAAAGGAGAGAGAGCAUCCAUCCUCAUGCCGACUCCGUCACAAAAAAGCAUUUGGCUGCCCCCAGGAAAGAGUCGACCGAGACGGUAGGGAAAGAGAUGCUGUUGUUCCGAUGUCCAGCCAAUAGAGAAUACGAAGAGAUAAUGUAUAUGGAUCUGCCAUUUGUGAUAUUCAUUCCCUUUGGUCGGGGCGCACAAGAGACGGCGAGGAGGGUUCCGCCAGCAAGUCUUCAAUUACCCCGACGAACCGCCGAAACAUUCUACGAGAUGGUUGUCACUGUGGGAUAUGGCAACAAUGACCGAAAACAGUACACCUUCCCCGUACCCAUUGCGCGAUACGAUACACUCUCAACUUUCGGCAUGUACAACCGGCCCGAAUCAGCUGAACGCGUGACCGACCAUCUCGUCACUUUGGGUAUAUCUCUACCAAGAUGGUCCUACGGCCCACUCGACCCCGUCAGCGUUUACAUCAAACUAUCACCAAAUCCCGACUGGCUUACAAAAGCACGAAAAGUCACCAUACGGAAGAUUGAGAUUGGUAUUGAUGAAGAGGUCAUCUACAAUCAUGAGGGUGACGAACCGCAGAGGAAGUCCAAGAAUCUGGUCAAGAAGACCGAAAAUGUCGGUGUAAAAAUGCCUGAAGCGGGAUAUUUCACAAAUCUCGGCCUGGUAUUUCCCGCAAAUGAUAUGCGUGAUUCUGACGGAAUCAUGCCCCGAGGCAAAGCACCUUUCCCAUCAUAUGCCGUAACCGGCUUUACCACGACUGCAGGUCUCUACAAGGUGGAAUACUACUUGACCAUCAAGGCUUCGAUGAAUGGGGCAAAAGAUAUUAUACUAAAACAACCAAUUGUGGUCUGUCCACUCGAUCAUGCUGCGUGCAAGGCAGAGAUGGAAGCAAUUGAACAAGCAGCAAGAGACGCGGCACAUGUAAAUGCUGACAAUCCUCGUCUGCCCUUGGCCCGUAUCAUACGGAGCACAGAUCCAAAUGCGCUGAGCUGUCUUGGAGUGGCAAUCGUAGGUACGGCGAAGAGACCUCUAAUUGACUGA